CCCAUUGUGGCCCUCGAGUCAAAAAGUUUGCCCACCCCUGCUCUAACCACUGAGCAAACCGGCUAGGCUAUUGUAGAACAUUUUCUAACACAGGGAGACUUUGGGGAUACCUAGUCUUUAAUUGGCUUAAUUUUAGGGUACCAACAUGUCUAAGCCAUCCAAAGAAUGGUGUGGGCCUGGAGCCAACGUGCCCAUGAAAAUCAUACAUAAAAUAAGGCUGCUCUGUUGGCUUCUCCCAUACACAUUUUUUGGCAAUGUUAUAAAAAAAAUUUGAGAGGAUGAAUUUUGAUGAUGUUAAAAAAUUAGAGUAUUGUCCCUUGCCCCAUGGUCACCAGCCCACUUAGGUCUAUCCUGGAGCACAGGGAAGCCAGUCCCUUGCCUAUCUAACAGACUGGCCUGAGAGAUGUGCAUAUUACUAUAAAAGCAUCAUUGAGGGAUCAAGAACAACUUCAGUUUGAUGACCAUGUGUUACAGAGCAAGAGUUUUAGAUGAGGGGAAAGGGGCAAUGGGGCACACUGCCCACCAAUGAUCUUCAAGCCCCCUGGUCUGGAACAUUAGGAGUUGGCCGAGCAACGGACACAGUAGUUGGGGGUGUUCCGUAUGGCACAGUUGAAGAAGGCACGGAGGUUUUGUUUCCUCUCUCAAGGUACAAUCUUGCACUUUACAGUUUGCAGUCUUUCUUAUUACAUCACAACAUCAAAAGGACUAUAGCCAAGGAUCACUGAAGCUAAUGAUACGGAACUAAACCACAGAAAGGACACUAUCUGAAGGAUAACACAGAGGUCAGAGAGACUAGAAAGGACACAGCCAUAAGUAGGCAGUACUCACCCUUUACACAGCCAGCAAACACCUGAAGCUAAUCCCAGACCCUAAGGGUCUGCAUGUCAAGGAGUGCUGCUGCUCAUGGACCCAGGCACUACAUCAGCCACUGAUUCACUGGGGCCAUGUCAGUGGCUGCCUAUGUGAGGGAGUCUGCCUCCUCCUUGCCUUCUCUACAGAAGAACCAAGAGGUUAUGAUGUAUGAGACAAGCAGAGUGCUUCAGACCUGGACUGCCCAGAUGAAGGGCUUGGUGCUGGUACUGGUGCCAGGAUCUUCACGUGUCAGGUUGGGGAUUGUGCUGGUGUUGGUACUGAGUUUGCUGCCAAGCCUGUACUGUGACCUGGGAUCAGUAUAUUACUCAUCCUAUGAAAUAGUCAUUCCCAAGGCUCUGACAGUUCAUGGAAGACAAGACCCAGUGGAAGAGGCUUCUUAUAUGUUAUGUAUUCAGGGCCAGAAAGAGGUGAUUCACCUGAAAGUGAAGACAGACUAUUAUAUCAAGAACUUUCCAGUCUUCAGCUACCACAAUGGCAUCCUGGGACAAGAAAUGCCUUUCAUCUCACAUGACUGUCACUAUGAAGGCUACAUAGAAGCACUCCCGGGUUCUUUCGUUUCUGUCAACACCUGUUCGGGCCUCAGGGGCAUCCUGAUUAAAGAGGGAAAAUCCUAUGGCAUAGAGCCCAUGGACUCUUCAAAACGGUUUGAACAUGUGUUGUACACCAUGGCCCAUCAAGCACCAGUCUCCUGCAGUGUCACUUCCAAAGACAGCCCAGUGGUGUCCACCAGCCAACAACAAGGGAGCAGGAAGCCUGGCGGUCUACAGGAGCUGUCCUACUUGUGGUCACUCACCAAGUAUGUGGAGAUGUUUGUUGUGGUCAACAACCAGCGGUUCCAAAUGUGGGGCAGUAACGUCAAUGAGACGGUCCAGAGGGUGAUAGACAUCAUUGCCCUGGCCAACAGCUUCACUAGGGAAAUAAACACAGAGGUGGUGCUGGCUGGAAUGGAGAUUUGGACCGAGGGGGACCUCAUAGAGGUCCCAGUGGACCUGCAAGUUACACUCGGGAAUUUCAACAGCUGGAGACAAGAGAAGCUCCUCCAUCGUGUGAAGCAUGAUGUUGCCCACAUGAUUGUCGGACAGCAUCCUGCACAGGGUAUGGGACAGGCAUUUCUCAAUGGUGCCUGCUCAAGUGGUUUUGCAGCAGCUGUUGAAUCCUUCCAUCAUGAAGAUGUCCUGCUGUUUGCAGCGCUCAUGGUCCAUGAGCUUGGGCACAACUUGGGUAUUCGGCACGACCACUCAGCCUGCAUUUGUAAAGACAAACCCCUCUGCCUCAUGCGUGACAAUAUCACUAAAGAAAGUGGCUUCAGCAACUGUAGCUCUGACGACUUCUACCAGUUCCUCCAGGAACACAGAGGGGCCUGCCUAUUUAACAACCCUCAGCGGCACAAAGGCCGCUUGCGUAGGGAUUCCUACUGUGGAAACGGUGUGGUGGAGGGUGAGGAGCAGUGUGACUGUGGUUCUGCCUGUUACACUGACCCGUGCUGUGACCAAACAUGUAGCCUGAAGGGGAGUGCAGAAUGUAGUGAUGGACUCUGCUGUUUUGGUUGCCGACUGAAGAAUAAGGGAUUCAUGUGCCGUUCUGCUUUGGGAGAGUGUGACCUCCCAGAGUAUUGUGAUGGUACCUCUGCAGAGUGCCCCACAGACACCUAUAAGCAAGAUGGGACGUCAUGCGGUAGACUGCACUACUGUGUUGGGGGUCAAUGCAGGAACCCUGAUAACCAAUGCAUGGCUAUGUAUGGGGACACUGCACGGUCAGCCCCAGAAAACUGUUACAUUUCAAUGAACAGCAAAGGGGACCGGUUUGGAAACUGUGGCCAUCCCACCUCAGCAAUGUCAAGAUAUGUUAAGUGCUUUGAUGAUAAUGUAUUUUGUGGGAAAAUUAUAUGUACAAAUAUUAGACGGGUCCCAUCCAUCAUCCCAUCCAUCAAACCCCAUCACACACUGAUCCAGAUUCCUUAUGAAGGUGACUUCUGCUGGAGCUUGGAUGUCUAUAACAUUACUGAUAUCCCUGAUGAGGGAGAUGUGCACUCUGGCACUGCUUGUGCCCCAAACAAAGUCUGCAUGAAUUACUCCUGCACUGAUCAUGCUGUGCUCAACUAUGACUGCAGACCAGCAGAAAUGUGCAAUGGGAGAGGAGUCUGUAACAAUGUAAGGCACUGCCACUGUGAGGCUGGCUAUGCACCCCCCGACUGCAGGACUCCAGGAAAUGGGGGGAGUGUGGACAGUGGUUCUCCUGGCAAAAUUGAGGAUGAAAAUCUAAGUGAGGAAGAAAGGAAAAGUCAUAGUGUUGAUCAUGGUAAUUUUGGCAGAGGAGAGAAUGGAGAUGAAAGGAAAGCCAAGGAAGAGGUUGUGUUGAUAAUCCCCUUUUUAUUUUUCGCAGUACUUUUUUUAUUUACAAUUUGCUGUUGCUGUUGUUGUCUUUUUGCAAUGAUGUUUGGUGUACUUUUUGGUGCUGGUAUGGGGACUGGAAAGAAUUUAUUUCCAUGUUCACAUGAAGCUCCAGAAGAAAGUGGAGAAGCAGUUACACAAGGAGAGAAGAAGGAAUUAAAAGAGGAAAAACCAAAAGCAGAAAAUAAGUAGUGCUGGAAGAAGUCUUUUAUAGCAAACUCUUCAUACACUUGGUGGAAGGAGGCUCAGUAGAGCAAAUGUGAAGUGGGCAUUGACAGCAGCUGUGGCUCUGAUCAGGACUCUAAAGACUGUAGAAAUGUACUGAUGUGGGAGGAGAGAUGAUUUUCUUCUUCUUUUACUAAUUAAUUACAUAUGCAUAUGUGAAAUCAUUUCAAGACUUUUACUACU
Molecule: messenger RNA, 3671 nt
Organism: Myotis myotis
Lineage: Eukaryota; Metazoa; Chordata; Mammalia; Chiroptera; Vespertilionidae
Product: disintegrin and metalloproteinase domain-containing protein 1a-like
Exons: 1
Coding region: 945-3455 (836 amino acids)
Biological process (GO): male gonad development; binding of sperm to zona pellucida; proteolysis
Cellular component (GO): plasma membrane; external side of plasma membrane; sperm head plasma membrane
Molecular function (GO): metalloendopeptidase activity
Source: RefSeq, a predicted model, not a curated record